AUGUUGCCGGGAUCAGGAUCUUCACCAGUCAUGGAGUUUUGGGCGUUUAGUCGGAGGCAGCUCGAGGGCUCAGCGGAACAGUCGAAGGAUUCUGGCAGUUACGGUGGUGACAGUGAGUUCUGUUCGUCAAAUCCGGAUAAAUCUAACAGCAGUGACAGUGAGUUCUGUUCGUCAAAUCCGGAUAAAGCCAGCUGCAGUGACAGUGAGUUCUGUUCGUCAAAUCCGGAUAAAUCUAACAGCAGUGACAGUGAGUUCUGUUCGUCAAAUCCGGAUAAAGCCAGCAGCAGUGACAGUGAGUUCUGUUCGUCAAAUCCGGAUAAAUUUAACAGCAGUGACAGUGAGUUCUGUUCGUCAAAUCCUGAUAAAGCUAGCAGCAGUGACACUGAGUUCUGUUCAUCAAACCCGGAUACUAGCUGUACUGCCAGUCUACUCCUUACAACGAACACAGACAUCGCCAGCAACGGCAGAGAUCAUCCCACAACAAAGACAGACAAGGAUAUAACGUCCACGGGAACAGCAUCUUCCGAUUCCAGAAAACGAAAACGUCCACAAAAUCACGGAGACAGCAAACGACGCAUCACGCCUGAGGCCUGUACUGGCGCUGUGUUCCCUGCUCCAUACACAGAGGUAGCCUGGUCGUGUGAUGUCAUCCCUCCUACUGCAUGUGACGUCAUGCUGCCUCCUACUACAUGUGACGUCAUACCUCCUACUACGUGUGACGUCAUCCCUCCUACUACAUGUGACGUCAUGCUGCCUCCUACUACAUGUGACGUCAUACCUCCUACUAUGUGUGACGUCAUCCCUCCUACUACAAGUGACGUCAUACCUCCUACUAUGUGUGACGUCAUCCCUCCUACUACAAGUGACAUCAUACCUCCUACUACAUGUGACAUCAUCCCUCCUACUACGUUUUACGUCACACCUCCUACUACAUGUGACGUCAUCCCCCCUACUAUAUGUGACGUCACACCUCCUACUACAUGUGACGUCAUCCCCCCUACUAUAUGUGACGUCACACCUCCUACUACAACCACCAACAACACAGCCGGCGACUGUGCAAGAGCUGGAGUAGUCCCUACCGAGUCGAACAAACCGGCGCCAAGACAAAGUGAAGAACAAACGAACGGCGAGAGUUUCUGUGCGUUGUUGGAGCCUACGGGAGAAGAGCUGGGCCAGGGGAGCUUUGGCUCUGUCUCCACAUACAGACACAAGGAAACGGGCAAAGAAUAUGCCGUCAAAGUUAUGAGGAACUGUCAGAAGAAACGACUCCGUCGAGUAUUGAGUGAGAUCGAGACCUGCCGUCGCUACAAGAACUGUGAAAACAUCCUGAACUUUGUUGAUUUCUACAGGACAGGGGACACGUUUUUCCUCAUCUUCGACAAAAUGGAAGGAGGUGAUCUACGAGCUGUGCUGGAGUCCACUCUGUCGUAUCUUACCGAGUCCCAGGCUUCACGAGUGACCGGUGCCGUGGCCCGAGCUCUCCUCACACUCCAUAAAGAAGGCGUGGCGCACAGAGACCUUAAGCCCAAUAACAUCCUGUGCCGCACCCCCGGGAAGCUCACCCCUCUGGUCUUGUGUGACUUCGGCGUAGCGAGUCAACCCCCUUCUUCUCCACCUGACCCCUCCAAAGAGGACAACCUAACCAAGCCUGCCCUCAAGUCGGCCGUCGGCUGCCCGCAGUACGUGGCACCAGAGGUCGCCGGUUUGCUGCUGUUGCCCAAGUCCCGGAGAAGUACAGCGCCCUACGACACGAGCUGCGACAUGUGGAGCCUGGGGGUUCUCCUUUACGAACUGCUCUUCCACCGUCAGCCCUUUGUCGGCCACUGCGCUCAGCACGCGCAAACCUCGGUCCGCAAUUGUUGGGACUGCAUCCAAGACAUGUUCCCCAAGAUCUGCCGCGGCGACUAUUCCAUCCCUACAGACGCUCGUGAGUCCUUGUCUGACGCCGCCGUGGAUUUGAUCCGGCGCCUCCUGGUCGUGGACCCUCAAGGCCGUUACUCAGCCGCCCAGGUCUUGAAGCAUCCGUUUGUGACGUCACACAGGGACGACGAUGACGUCACUACUACAACCGACUGCCUGACAGCUUUGCCAUGA
Aplysia californica (California sea hare) is the source of this 2094-nucleotide messenger RNA. RefSeq names its product serine/threonine-protein kinase STE20-like. Bases 1 to 2094 code for a protein of 697 amino acids. The transcript has a single exon. Lineage: Eukaryota; Metazoa; Mollusca; Gastropoda; Aplysiida; Aplysiidae. Gene Ontology annotation, cellular component: cytoplasm; nucleus. Gene Ontology annotation, molecular function: calcium-dependent protein serine/threonine kinase activity; calmodulin binding; calcium/calmodulin-dependent protein kinase activity. The record is from RefSeq and is a predicted model, not a curated record. Gene Ontology annotation, biological process: intracellular signal transduction; protein autophosphorylation; peptidyl-serine phosphorylation.